AUGAACGUCCUGUGCACAAUCUGCAGUGAUCACGUGAAUAAAAACGAGAAUAUAUUUGUGACAAAAUGCGGCCACUUAUUUCAUGACCAUUGUCUGGUACAGUGGCUAGAAAGAUCGAAAACCUGUCCACAAUGCAGAAACAAAGUAACGGAUAAGUGUAUGUUCCGGAUUUACCCAACGAUCUAUGAUUUAAGUGCUGUAAAUGCAGGUUAUUUGCAAUCAAGACUGGACAAUGCAAUACUAGAAGUUAAAAAGGAGAGAGAACUAACCAAGGAGAAAGAGAGACAAUUAGAAAUGGUUAAAUAUGAUUUGAAAAAAUAUAAGGGUCUUGUAAAGACAUAUGAGAUGCAAAUAGUCAGCAUUGAAUCUAGGUUGCAGAGUGCAAAAGGGGAAUUGCUCUUUGCACAAAUAGAAGCCAAAGAGGCGCAGAAAUACAAAGAGGAAAACGAAGAAUUGAAGAAACAUAUGCAGACACUGAAUGGGUUACAGACAAUAUUGAACGCAACCAGUCGUGAAGUGGAGCAGAUGCUAGAGGGUUAUUCAGAUAUGCGAACAAUUGCUACAUUUGCAUCUGCACUUAAAAGAGCGCUUUGUGAAUCAGAGGCAAAAAAGAAUGAAUUUCGAGACAAAUUAUUUGUGGCAAAUAAAGAGCUGUCAUUGGAAAGGAAGACAGAAGCUGAGCUUCAGAACAAAAUUAAACUAUUGGAAGCUGACCUAAAGGAUAGUGCAUCGACAAUCGAGUCGUUACAAGCGCAACUCAAAACGGCAUCGCUCAACAAGAAUAAUUACAAAUCUCCCACAAAACCCUCAACACAAAAUCAGACUCCACGAAUAAUGGAAGAAAGUGUUUUACUUGAGAGAUCACCGGGACUAAAUGACGCCAUACUAGAAUGUCCCAGUAAUAAUAGCAGCUUCAAUACAAUGGUAAAUAAAAUUGAGAAUUCUGAUUCACCAUAUCUAAACUUGAAGCAAGGAGGAGGCCUCCUAUGUUUAACGGCGCUUCAACGUGGUGCGGUCAAAAUAUCCGGAGGAACAAAGCCUUCACAACAAUCCUACCAGGAUUUAAUAAAGAACGCCAACAAAAAACGAGUGGAAUCCCAAAUGACUACCAGCAUAUUUCACCGAAAGGAGCCGAUGAAGAUUCAACCGUCUGACGCCAAUUCUAAUUUGGACAUCUCUUAUGACGGCAUGGGAGGCCACUCCAAACCAGACACUUUUCCAACUCCGAGGAGAUCUCCCAAGAAUUCGCCGAAGAAAGCUGGUAUACCGCGGUUGACUGCUAAACAUAAGCUGAAACGGCCUAACAUAACUGGUAACCAAGAUAUUCAGGCAAUGUUUAAAAAGCGCAAAGAUCAGUAA
Molecule: messenger RNA, 1359 nt
Organism: Arctia plantaginis
Lineage: Eukaryota; Metazoa; Arthropoda; Insecta; Lepidoptera; Erebidae
Source: the annotation of a GenBank genome assembly